AUGGAGAAGCUGAAAUCUCUGGUUCCCAUCCAUCUGAAGCAGACAAUCUCCAGUGCAACUCCGGACGAUCUCCCUCGCACGUGCUCCUCACUCCUCAAUUUCUUCCAAGCACACCCCACUAUUGUCGGAGAAGUAACGGACCAAGAGAUGGGGCUGCGUCGUAAGAACGCAGUGUAUGCUUUGGAUUGGAAGCGGAAAGGGAAUGAAUGCUUUACGAGUGGCGAUUUCAUCCAUGCUUUGAGAUUCUACAGUCAGGUGAGUGGUUGCUUCGAUUAUGAGAGAAAAGCUCUCACCACCAUCCGGAAGUCUCUCAACGAUUCCUUCAAUCUUCUCUCUUCAUGGGAUGAUGAUGCCUCUGACUGCUGCAAAUGGAGAGGAAUUACCUGCCACAACAUAACUGGGUUUGUUCUUAAACUCGACCUCCAUUCUACUUACUACAGGCUAGGUGGCAGAAUUGAUCCAGCUCUGGUUCAACUGAAGCAUCUUCAGUUGUUGGACUUGAGUUAUAAUGCUUUUAAUGGCGCACCAAUUCCAGAUUUCCUGGGUUCAAUGAAGGAGUUGAGGCAUUUGAACUUGUCAGAUGCAGGGUUCAGUGGGAGAAUCCCUCAUCAGCUUGGAAACCUCACUAAACUCAUUUCCCUGAAGCUUUCUUCACGUUCUUUGAGUGCCAAAAACCUUUGGUGGUUGGCAAGCCUGCGUUCUCUCAAGUACCUCGACAUGUCUUAUGUGAACCUUUCCAUGGCAAGCCAUGAUUGGGUGAACGUAAUGAACAUGUCUCCUUCCCUCGUUGAGUUGUACCUAUGGAAAUGUCGUCUUUCAUAUAUUUCUCCAACUCUUCCUUCUGUUAAUUUCACACAUCUCCGUGUCCUUGAUCUCCGUUUUAACGACUUCAACUCUACCAUUCCAAACUGGAUAGCUAAUAUUGGUAGCCUGGUGUCUUUAAGUCUCUCACUCAACAAGUUUCAUGGUCAGAUACCUUAUCAAAUUACACAACUUCAUAACUUGGAAGAGUUGUGGUUGGGAUCAACUGAUGAUAACCUGAGGGUUGAUUUGUCAGAGUUCCUUGAAGGCAGCUGGAGGAAGCUGAAGAUACUGUAUCUAUCUUUCAGUCAGCUGCAUGGAGGAAUCCCCAACUCUAUUGGGAAUAUUACCUCACUUGUGGAUCUUUAUUUAUCAUUUGGCGAGAAUAUAACAGGUAGCAUUCCAAGAGCCAUAACUAAGCUUAUCAAUUUAGAGUGCCUGUUUUUGUAUGGAUACAAAAUGCAUGCAGCAAUUCCUGAUUGGUUACAUGAGCUCAAAAAUCUUAAACGCCUUACUCUCAUUGAUUGCAUGCUGACAGGCCCAAUCCCUGCAGCUCGUCUUGGAGGAUUGUCUUCCUUAGAAGAACUAGAUCUCUCAUGGAAUCAGAAAGGUGUCUGA
Magnolia sinica is the source of this 1419-nucleotide messenger RNA. RefSeq names its product receptor-like protein EIX1. Bases 1 to 1419 code for a protein of 472 amino acids. Gene Ontology annotation, molecular function: protein binding. Lineage: Eukaryota; Viridiplantae; Streptophyta; Magnoliopsida; Magnoliales; Magnoliaceae. The transcript has 4 exons. The record is from RefSeq and is a predicted model, not a curated record.